AUGCCAGAGCUUGAGGUAUCGGCACGAAGAUCUGGCGAGGAGGAAGAAGAAGAAUCUGUUGAGCCCGUCGAGUUUGUUGAGGACGAUGGGGUAUCGAGUAUCGCGCUACCGAUUUUGCUGGACGUUGUAGAUCUCCAUGAGUCCGCUAUUGCAUUCGGUAUGUUAGAUACAAAAAAACAAGUGCGAGGGAAUAUGCCACGAACAGCAAUCAUAGCGAACGCUUGUGAAGGAGCAUGUGUUGGUCAAUAUCGCACGUGA
Messenger RNA from Plasmopara halstedii, 258 nucleotides. RefSeq lists its product as uncharacterized. The transcript has 2 exons. Bases 1 to 258 code for a protein of 85 amino acids. The record is from RefSeq and is a predicted model, not a curated record. Lineage: Eukaryota; Oomycota; Peronosporomycetes; Peronosporales; Peronosporaceae.